AUGACUACCGCCCAUAGACCUACGUUUGACCCGGCACGUGGCAAGGAAGCUCCAAAGGGGCCUGCCUACCAUCAACGCCUUCUGCCUGCACACACGCAGCUAAAAUACCGAAAGCCUGGGCAGGGCGGGAACACCGACCAUGAAGUGCGCGACCUUCGAGCGGAACUGCUGGCUGCGGAGGCAUCGCAUUUUGCCAAGGUUCGCGGGACGCCAAUGGUCAUCGAUAGCGCGGCAUCUGAAACCAGCCGUACUGCGGAUGCGGCGCCCACCUCCGACCUGCAGCGAGAGCUGGAGAAGAUCAAACGCGAACGGGCAGAAAAACGGGAACGAGAAGAACAAGAAAAGGCAGCAGCCGAGGCGGAGGCAGAGGAACGAGAAAUCGCACGAGGCAAUCCGCUGCUAAACAAGCCUGACUUUACGCUGAAGAGGCGCUGGGACGACGACGUGGUAUUCAAGAAUCAGGCACGCGGCACCGACGACAGAGGAAAGAAGAAGGAGUUUAUCAACGAUCUUCUCCGCUCCGACUUCCACAAACGGUUUAUGAGCAAAUACGUCCGUUAA
Grosmannia clavigera kw1407 is the source of this 561-nucleotide messenger RNA. RefSeq names its product pre-mRNA-splicing factor cwc15. Gene Ontology annotation, biological process: mRNA cis splicing, via spliceosome. The transcript has 6 exons. NCBI's taxonomy places the organism in Eukaryota, Fungi, Ascomycota, Sordariomycetes, Ophiostomatales, Ophiostomataceae. The record is from RefSeq and is a predicted model, not a curated record. Gene Ontology annotation, cellular component: catalytic step 2 spliceosome. Gene Ontology annotation, molecular function: RNA binding. Bases 1 to 561 code for a protein of 186 amino acids.